ACAAAGACUAAUUUGUCAAAAGUUGCAAACCUAACUCUUUUAGAAAAAGGCCGCAUUUUUUUUGGUAUUUUCUUCUUUUGAUUAAAAAUAAAAAACAAAAAAACUUUUUUUUCAGGAUUUUUGAAGGUGAAAUUAGGGUUGGUUUGGUGGGUCUGUUAAAGGGUUUGUGAAGAAGCCAAUGCAGGUUGUUGAAUCGAUUCUUGAAGCUUUAAAUGAUGUCGUGGGCUGGCCCCGAUGAUAUUUUCCUCUCCACUUCACUUGCUACCUAUCUUGACAAAAAACUUCUGGUAUUAUUGCGAGAUGGCCGAAAACUCAUGGGGAUUCUUAGGUCUUUUGAUCAAUUUGCUAAUGUUGUUCUUGAAAGUGCGUGUGAUCGAGUUAUAGUUGGAGAUCUUUAUUGCGACAUUCCCCUAGGUCUAUAUGUUAUCCGUGGAGAGAAUGUUGUCUUGAUUGGAGAACUGGACUCGGAGAAGGAGGAGCUUCCGUCCCAUAUGACAUGCGUUUCAGAAUUAGUGAUCAAAAGGGCUCAGAAGGCGGAGAGAGAAGCGUCAGAUUUGAAGGGCUCUAUGAGAAAAAGAAUGGAGUUUCUUGAUUUUGAUUAACUGAUGCGAUUCUUCUGCUUCAAGAGUUUCAUUCUGUGCUGCAAAUAUUAGAGCGGCAUUGAUCCAGAGAUGGGAGAAUUUGUCUGAGCAUAUCAGAUUCUCGCAUUCUAAGUGUGGGUGGAGGAGGAAGCUAUAUAAACAGAACUUUUGAACAUCAUUUGCUAAUGUUGGGAGAGGAAAUUUCGGGUCUAUCUGAUGCAAUGAUGCCGACUUACCUGUCUCUCUGUGGCAUGCAAAAGUAUGUUUUAUAUGCAGUUCUCAGAGCUAGGUAAUUUUGUUUUAGUUCAAGAUUUGGGAUUUUUCCUCUUAUCAACACCAAAAGAAAACUAUGUUCGGUUGGUGCAUGUUUACCCUUUCCCUCCAAACACAUAACUCUGGAAUUACUUUGGUUAUAGUCGUUGGUGCUACAUUCUGUUACAGUUACAGUGCCCCCAAUUCAUGUAUACUGUCUUUGUGCUCAUCUAAAUUUUAUUUUUGAGCAUAAGUUUGUUCUAGAAAUGUUUUCCUUUUCUCUUGA
This is a messenger RNA of Mercurialis annua (annual mercury), 1119 nucleotides long. RefSeq names its product sm-like protein LSM1B. Lineage: Eukaryota; Viridiplantae; Streptophyta; Magnoliopsida; Malpighiales; Euphorbiaceae. The coding region runs from base 213 to 602 and encodes 129 amino acids. Gene Ontology annotation, molecular function: RNA cap binding. The transcript is spliced from 5 exons. Gene Ontology annotation, cellular component: Lsm1-7-Pat1 complex; P-body. The record is from RefSeq and is a predicted model, not a curated record. Gene Ontology annotation, biological process: deadenylation-dependent decapping of nuclear-transcribed mRNA.